Messenger RNA from Iphiclides podalirius (scarce swallowtail), 1212 nucleotides. Lineage: Eukaryota; Metazoa; Arthropoda; Insecta; Lepidoptera; Papilionidae. The record is from the annotation of a GenBank genome assembly.
AUGCUUGAAAAGAGGAUCCACUUAAGAAACCCCACUGCGGUUUUCUACUCGCCUGCCAUUCUAAAGGGUUACAGAUUAGAUUUCAACUUAUACGUGCCGUCGUGGCGCGGAGCAACCGCCACCAUCGUUAAAGACUUAGGCAGCACUGUUUGGGGUGCUUUGUGGAUUAUUCAUAACAGUCACAUGCAUCGAUUGGACGAUACCAUUUUAAGUUCAAAAGAUGUAUGGUUUGAAACGGAAAAUUGGGUCAGUGAUGAAUCAUUAUUUCCUCAUAAAAAUGGAGCACCUGGGCAAAUCUUGCAUGCAAUUCAAAACUCACAAAUAGCACUUGUUGAUAAUGCACCAAAAGGAACACAGCUGAAACUUUUACUGUUGCUCGAGGGUAAACAAAAACUUUACUUCAAACCAAAGAGAUACAGUUUAGAUGAAGUCAUAAGGGGCAAUAUAUAUGCUGGUUUUGAUAGGCAUAACUCAGAAGUCUUUGCUUACUAUUUAGCCAUGGUGCUAAACUUUAAAUGGAUUGCUCCUUCUGUUAUUAGAAAGAUUCCCAUUGAUAAAGACAUUGUACCAAAAGCAACAUUGGGGCUCAAGAAAACUAUGGUGAAAAAUGGUAAUGGUGAGGUUUGUAUAUUUGGAAAAUGUUUUUACUGCAAAAGAAAUGAAACUGUGUGUCCCGACAAAAAUGGCGAAAUUGAAGGAGCUGCAAUAUUAUACUUGGACAAACAAUUCAAAGUUCACAAGUCGCCUUGGCGUCGCUCAUAUACUGCAAAGAAAAUGGAAUGGGAAAGAGAUAAUGACUUUUGUAAAAAAGUCAGUGGAUCCCUCAGUAUGAGGAGGAUUCUUAAUCUGAUAGAUGUCGCCAUUUUCGAUUUCUUAAUACAAAAUGGAGAUAGACAUCGAUAUGAAGUCUAUAAAGACCAGAUAUUAUUAUUAGAUAAUGGAAAAGGUUUGGGAAAUCCCACGGUGGAUGAGUUGGAUAUUUUGGCGCCUCUUUACCAAUGUUGCAUAUUGUCUUCGUCUACUUGGAAAAAUUUAGAAAUGGUUUCUGGUGGAAGUUUAUCGGAGACAAUAAAACUUUUGUCUGAAUACCAAGGACAUAAGUUGGCAUCAGAAGAACAUUUCAAAGCAGUUGAUCGGCGUCUUAUGAAAAUUUAUGCUACAGUUCAAUAUUGCAUAGGAAAGCAUGGCAGUUCAAAGGUGUUCAAGAAUUUA